Schizosaccharomyces cryophilus OY26 is the source of this 2035-nucleotide messenger RNA. Its product is annotated as zinc ion transporter Zhf1. Gene Ontology annotation, biological process: zinc ion transmembrane transport; intracellular zinc ion homeostasis. Gene Ontology annotation, cellular component: membrane. Gene Ontology annotation, molecular function: zinc ion transmembrane transporter activity. Lineage: Eukaryota; Fungi; Ascomycota; Schizosaccharomycetes; Schizosaccharomycetales; Schizosaccharomycetaceae. The transcript has a single exon. Bases 633 to 1799 code for a protein of 388 amino acids. The record is from RefSeq and is a predicted model, not a curated record.
UGUUAUUAGAGAUGAUCUGAUAUCAAUCUCUACAAAAUCCCAACUAAACACCAUUUAUUGCAAGACUUUUCUUUUUCUUUCUUUCUCCCUUUAUAUUUUUUUGUUCUCCUAAAAAAAAACUUAAUUUAUCUUUUGUCCGUCUCUUUUUGGUGCUCUUCUCAACGUUGGACCACCUCAUCUCUUCUUGCUUUUGCCAUAUCUACUGGAAAUAAGUUAUAUAAAGUUAUAAACUCAAACCACCAAAUCGCUAACCUUGAUCUCUCUGAGAUUAAAAGCUAAAACUACCAAUUUUUGUGAAUACUACAAUACAAAAAAAAUUAACCCUCAACUUUUGAUUGCCAUCAAAAAAAUAGAAUACUGGCUUGUUGAAGUUCUCUAAAUUGCAAGCAUCGCAUUGCUACUUUUCGGCGACUUUUUCCCUUUCAUCACUUUACACUAAGCAGUAGAAAGUUUGCGUGAGAGGAAUUAAUUGCCUUUGACGUGGCUUAACUUGUGUUUUUAUAAAAUUUUUCGGCUUGUUUUGAUUUUGUUCUGUUCUUAUCUUUUUCUGGUUUUUAUUUUUUCGUAUUGGUUUAUUUCAUUUUGUUGAUUUUUUCCCUUCUUUCUUCUCGAUUCAGUCUUCCAUAGUCUUCAUGGAUCUUUCACGUCAAACCCGUAUUGUCUUACUAUUAAGCAUUGACAUCACCUUUUUCUUUAUUGAAAUUAUUACCGGCUAUGCGAUUGACUCGCUGGCUCUCAUAGCUGAUUCCUUCCAUAUGCUUAAUGACAUUGUUAGCUUGCUCGUUGCUCUUUGGGCCACCAAGCUUGCCCAUUCUACCGACUAUGAGUCCAAAUACACUUAUGGCUGGCAAAGAGCUGAAAUUUUGGGUGCUUUGGCCAAUGGCGUCUUCUUAAUUGCCCUUUGCAUGUUCAUUUUCAUGGAAGCCAUCCAACGCUUUAUCGAACCGCCUUCCGUUAGCAAUCCUAAACUUAUGCUUGUCGUCGGCUCCAUGGGUCUUCUCAGUAAUAUCAUUGGUAUGUUCCUUUUCCAUGACCAUAGUCAUGCUCAUGGCCACGAUCACUCAUCUCAUGCUCGUAACUACGAAUUCCCAGAAGAAAUCGAUGACAUCGAAUCUGUUUUACCUUCCACCAUCGUCAAUCGCUGUCAUUUUCAAGAUGUCCCUCAUGACCAUCCUGCUGCCGACAUCGCUGCUACGGAAAACUCCCCCUUGCUAAGCUACAUUGGCUUACCCUCUGGCUCCGCCUCUCCCCGAAAAUCUUCUAGCAAUCAUGGUGCUAUUCCCACUUCUUCGUCUCAAAAAGGACAAAAAUCCAAACGUAAUCUUAACAUGCAUGGCGUUUUCCUUCACGUAUUGGGAGAUGCCCUUGGCAAUGUUGGCGUGAUCAGCGCUGCCUUGGUCAUUGGAUAUACGGAUUACUCUUGGCGCUAUCUUUUUGAUCCUUGUGUAAGUGUUUUGCUCACUUUUAUUAUCCUUCUCAGUGCCAUUCCCCUUUGCAAGUCUGCCGCCCUGAUUUUAUUGCAGGUUGCUCCUCAGAGCAUUCGCAUUGAAGAUGUCUCACACCUAAUUGGUCAAUUAAACGGCGUUGAAUCAGUUCAUGAGCUUCACAUCUGGCAACUGUCGGAUGUAAAGUUGAUUGCUACUGUUCACGUUUGUGUUACUCUUCCUGAUGAUCAGGGCGAGUCUUAUAUGAAGUUGACCAAGGACAUCAAUAAGGUUCUUCAAUCCUUUGGUAUCCAUGAAUGUACUAUUCAACCAGAAUUUGCUAAUCACCCGUCCCUUUGCCCUACUGCUAACUGAAAUAUGUGCCAUUCCUGAACGCACAUUCAAUGACCACAUAACAACAAUAAGGGAUACUUUUACAUCCUUUCGCUUCCUUUUUACGAUCUUAUGCCUAUUAUCAAUUUAAUAAUUAUGGCCUAAAGUAAUAAAAUCACGUUUGAUUUGGACCGCUUACUUAUGCUUCCGUCAGACUAAUUGAAAUUUUUCUAUCUUGUUUAGAUUUUAUAUUUAUCGAUUUGUACUAUUCAUUCACU